GAGCCCGUCACUUCACUUAUGAGCGGCGUCUGCACUACAAAUACAGUUUCUGCUGUGGAGGAGGCGCGUUUUUCUACUCAGCCCGUUUUAAAACAAGAAAAAUGUCAGUGAACCCGAAAUUUGUGAGUCUUCACAGACCGCACUGUUUAUCAGCCGCUGCGCCCGCCGGACAAGCCAAACUCACACACCCUGGAAAGGCAAUUUUAGCUGGAGGGAUUGCCGGAGGAAUUGAAAUCUGCAUCACGUUUCCUACAGAGUAUGUGAAAACUCAACUCCAGUUAGAUGAGAAGGCGAACCCGCCUCGGUACAAAGGCAUCGUUGACUGUGUGCAGCAGACGGUGCGUGGUCAUGGGGUGAAGGGGCUGUACAGGGGUCUGAGCUCUCUGCUCUAUGGCUCCAUUCCCAAAGCUGCGCAGUUUGGGAUGUUUGAAUUCCUCAGUAAUAAGAUGAGGGAUGAAUCUGGGAAGUUGGACAGCACGCGGGGGUUACUCUGCGGUCUGGGCGCAGGAGUCGCGGAGGCUGUAGUCGUGGUGUGUCCGAUGGAGACUGUGAAGGUCAAAUUCAUCCAUGAUCAGUCCUCAGCGAACCCAAAGUACAGAGGUUUUUUCCACGGUGUGAGAGAAAUAAUCAGAACACAAGGACUCAAAGGAACAUAUCAGGGAUUGACCGCAACAGUACUGAAGCAGGGCUCAAACCAGGCCAUCCGAUUCUACGUAAUGACCGCCCUGAGAAACUGGUACAAAGGCGAUAACCCCAAUAAGACUAUUAACCCCUUCAUAACCGGAAUGUUUGGAGCCAUUGCUGGAGCCGCAAGCGUGUUUGGAAAUACACCAUUGGAUGUGAUCAAAACUAGAAUGCAGGGAUUAGAAGCUCAUAAAUACAAGAGCACAGUUGACUGCGCCAUCAAAAUCAUGAAACACGAAGGACCAGCUGCAUUUUACAAAGGCACCAUCCCCAGAUUAGGUCGUGUGUGUUUGGACGUGGCUAUAGUGUUCAUAAUCUACGAGGAAGUGGUUAAAGUUCUCAAUAAGGUGUGGAAGACAGAUUAAUGGAGAGCUGACGCUGGCCUUCAUGACAUCAUAGCGGUGCGACAGCGGGGGACGUUUACACAGGGGCCAAAAUAUCUGCCAACUGCAGAUGACAAAGAAAGUCACUGGAAUGUACUUAAUUACCGUAAUUUAAUCAACACAGAGAUAGAUUUCGCCAACGAAUGUGAGAAAGAAAUCAAAUACUUGAAAAUUAGACUAAAAAUAUAUAGUAUUUACCUUUAAGAACAAUUUUUAAAAAUGUUUUUUAUGGAAAACGACAUCUUUAGGGAGACAGGAUUCACUAAAAUUUUAUUUUAUGUUUUUAAAUAUUAUACAUACAUAUAUAUAUAUAUACACACACUGCCCUCCAAAAGUUUGGAAACAUCCCUGGCAAAGUGUGGUUUUGGACGAUAUCAGCAUAAAUC
Megalobrama amblycephala (Wuchang bream) is the source of this 1453-nucleotide messenger RNA. RefSeq names its product slc25a1 solute carrier family 25 member 1b (gene slc25a1b). Gene Ontology annotation, biological process: mitochondrial citrate transmembrane transport. Lineage: Eukaryota; Metazoa; Chordata; Actinopteri; Cypriniformes; Xenocyprididae. The record is from RefSeq and is a predicted model, not a curated record.